UUUCCCUUUUGUUCAUCAAGCCUCUGAGGCUGUCCGAGACUAAGUCCUAAUAUAUGUGACCAGUGAUACCGGAAUCAUAUACAACUAUUUGGUCAGAUCCACAAACGAUGGCUUUGAAUGUGUCCCUCUGGUCAUUCCUUCUUUAUGCUUUUAGCCUGCGUCUCGUGAGAGGCCAAACGACCAAUGCCACCUGUGUUUCCUCAUAUGGUUGGGCCAAUAAUACUCUUGGACAGUCUCCUUGCUUGGUCGCGGCAUAUCUGGUGACUGCAUGCCUCAAUACAUCGUUUCUCGUUCCAGCACUUCCCGAAAGUAACCACUAUGCAGGUCCCACUACCUCACAAGCCAAUCUAUGCGAAUGCAACACCGUCACAUACUCACUUAUCAGUGCUUGUGCUGAUUGUCAAAACCGCGAAUACCUGAAUUGGGGCAACUGGACGGCCAAUUGUGCUGUAGUUGCCAUAGGAUUGUUCCCAAAACCGGUUCCCGCUGGAACUGUCGUUCCACAAUGGGCGUAUAUCAAUAUUAAUUCGGUACGGUUGCGCUUGACUUGUUGACUCGCCUCUGAUAAAGGUCUCCAGACUACUGAUCUUUACAACCCGGAGGAAGCUGAAUCAGUUGCUGAAGAAAGCACGCCGACUGCUAGUUCA
Molecule: messenger RNA, 647 nt
Organism: Guyanagaster necrorhizus
Lineage: Eukaryota; Fungi; Basidiomycota; Agaricomycetes; Agaricales; Physalacriaceae
Exons: 4
Coding region: 108-554 (148 amino acids)
Source: RefSeq, a predicted model, not a curated record